Gastrolobium bilobum is the source of this 1268-nucleotide messenger RNA. RefSeq lists its product as uncharacterized. The transcript has 5 exons. Bases 81 to 1055 code for a protein of 324 amino acids. Gene Ontology annotation, biological process: cellular response to oxidative stress. The record is from RefSeq and is a predicted model, not a curated record. Lineage: Eukaryota; Viridiplantae; Streptophyta; Magnoliopsida; Fabales; Fabaceae. Gene Ontology annotation, molecular function: quinone reductase (NADPH) activity. Gene Ontology annotation, cellular component: cytosol; cytoplasm.
CAUCGAUUUCUUUACCUUUCAGCAGAGCAACAAUCACAACAACUUCAACAACGAAAGCUUCGUUAUCAUCAGCAACAGAUAUGGUUAAAGCUAUCAGAGUUCAUGAUCUUGGUGGCCCUCAGGUUCUGAAGUGGGAGGAUGUGGAAAUUGGAGAGCCAAAAGAAGGGGAGAUUCGUGUGAGGAACAAAGCAAUUGGGGUUAAUUUUAUUGAUGUCUACUUUCGUAAAGGAGUUUAUAAAGCACCCUCUUUACCCUUCACUCCAGGUGUGGAGGCUGUUGGGGUUGUGACAGCUGUGGGCACUGGAGUAACUGAUAGCCAGGUUGGAGAUCUUGUAGGUUAUGCAGGUCGUCCAUUAGGCUCAUAUGCUGAAGAGCAGAUUCUUCCUGCAAAUAAAGUAGUCCCUGUCCCUCCCUCCAUUGACCCAAUUAUUGGGGCAUCCAUCAUGUCAAAGGGCAUGACAACUCUUUUUUUGCUUCGACGUUGUUUCAAGGUUGAACCUGGUCACACGAUUCUUGUACAUGCAGCAGCUGGUGGAGUUGGAUCCCUAUUGUGCCAGUGGGCAAAUACUCUUGGUGCUACUGUUAUUGGAACUGUAUCCAAUAAAGUGAAGGCAGCUCAAGCCAAGGAGGAUGGCUGCCAUCAUGUCAUAAUCUAUACAGAGGAAGAUUUUGUUGCCCGCGUCAACCAAAUUACAUCAGGCAAUGGAGUUGAAGUAGUCUAUGAUUCCGUGGGAAAGGAUACCUUUGAGGGAUCUUUGGCAUGCUUGAAGCUUCGAGGCUACAUGGUAAGUUUUGGGCAGUCAUCAGGUACACCAGAUCCAGUUCCAUUAUCUUCCCUGGCUGCAAAAUCAUUGUUCUUGACAAGGGCCACCCUAAUGCUUUAUAAUGUCACUCCGGAUGAACUAUUGGAGGCUGCUGGAGAGAUGUUUGCCAAUGUUGCUUCUGGUGUCUUGAAGGUGCGUGUUAAUCAUACUUACCCAUUGUCUGAGGCAGCUAAAGCACAUGAAGACCUAGAGAAUCGGAAGACCACAGGAUCAAUUGUGUUGAUACCCUAAGGCUAUCAGUUGAGUGAAGGUGUUAAACAUCCAGUCCUUGUUUGAAAGGAACUAUAUGCUAUUGUAUGUUAUUCACCAUAAAGUCUUUGUCCUUGAAAAUUGAUUUUUCUGUUAUCAUGGUCAACUGGUCAUGAUAUUCAGAUAUAUGACUAUGUUUUUGGUUAAAUAGUAUUCUUCUCAUAUUGUCUUGUUUCAUACUUUACUAGUUGUUUU